AAAACCGUAAAGUUGAAGUACCAAAUGCUAAAUAACCAAACUUCCUUUACGAGUUAGGUCUUUCCCAAAUUUGUAUGAAUUAGGGUUUUGUGAAAAACAACUGCGUCUUCGAGAUUCUGCAACACACGAAGGAAAAAUGUCUAAGAAGAACGAUCUCGCAAAGAGAAAGAGGCAACACGAAUUCGAACUCCGAAGAGAAAAACUCGAGAAAGAGAAGAAAGAUAAGAAGCUUCAGGCGAAGAAAAACAAGAUGAAAGUUGAUGGUAGUGACAGGAAAAAGAAGGGUGGAAGUGGGUUUCAGGUGGGAAAAAAGAAAGUGAAGACCAAGGUAUCUGCUUUGUCUAAAGCUAAAGCUGCACAGGCAAUGGAGCUUGAUAAAUAAAUAAGCAUAAGCUUUGUGACGUCAAUUUAAUGCAUUUUGUUUUGAGCUAUUUGACUACGAGGGUGUGAGAUGUAUGUUAGGAAUAGCUAAUUUGGUUGUAGUUCUGUCCUCUCGCAAUUUUGUUUCUAGUUUUAUCUUUCCAUUGAUGAAAUUUUCUAGUUAUGAAUGGAAAACAGAAUUAUUCACGUCAUGAAA
Messenger RNA from Vicia villosa (hairy vetch), 577 nucleotides. RefSeq lists its product as uncharacterized. NCBI's taxonomy places the organism in Eukaryota, Viridiplantae, Streptophyta, Magnoliopsida, Fabales, Fabaceae. Bases 137 to 382 code for a protein of 81 amino acids. The record is from RefSeq and is a predicted model, not a curated record. The transcript is spliced from 3 exons.